GCUGCGGAUGCGUGUCAUCAUUCAUCACACGAGUGAAGGAACGCGCGGAUUUUUCCCCUGAAGUUCUUCAGUUGUUUAUUCAGGAGGUAGAAAUCAACUGUUAGGUUUGACUUGCAAUUUACAGUACUUAGAUGAGGUCUGUAUGUCCUGUUUAGCAAUGGACCGUAACAAAAAUGUUGACAGUUUUCCGGAGACGUCCCUUGUCCUCCUUACCUUCCUUCAGCACAAAAGCUGCCAAAAUGACCUUGAUGAUCUCAAUGAAAAUCUAAGAUGGAACACCAACCACAAUUGCAUUGAGAGUGAUGAUGAGUUACAAACCGAUGGACACAGUUUCGACUAUAGAGACCUUUUACAGGAUCUUCAGCACCAAGUUCAGCCUCGUCUGCCAGUCAAUGCUGAAGAGGCUCAUGCAGCAAGGGAAAUGGCUGCCGAGCUGAUCAGAAUUGCAGACUUGUUGGAACACGGAGCCCUCUCUCAAGCUGCUGACAGUCUAACCAAGAAACUCAAAAUCUCUCCUUUGCAGGUUUGGUCAGACCAUCUUUCUGUAGGAGUAAAGAGUUUGCUUCACCAAGUGCCUGGUGCCAGAGAGUUUAACAAAGAACUUGUGGAGAUGGCCUUUACUUUUGCUCUUACGAAGACGGUCUGUGAACGUGUGCCCCGUUUUCUCUUUCAUCUAUAUGAUGUUGUGGUUCAGUAUUUCAUACCCCAUAGCCCCCAAUGAUCUUUUUCCAGAGCCAAUGUACAUUUGUAUAUCUUUUCACUCCGUAAGAAUGAACGACCAAUGUAUUUUUGUGUGUUAAUGUCACUUUCAAUAAAAAAAUGUUUAUCAUCCA
Molecule: messenger RNA, 833 nt
Organism: Triplophysa dalaica
Lineage: Eukaryota; Metazoa; Chordata; Actinopteri; Cypriniformes; Nemacheilidae
Gene: bida
Product: BH3 interacting domain death agonist
Exons: 4
Coding region: 143-721 (192 amino acids)
Biological process (GO): positive regulation of intrinsic apoptotic signaling pathway; apoptotic mitochondrial changes; positive regulation of release of cytochrome c from mitochondria
Cellular component (GO): mitochondrion; cytosol; cytoplasm
Source: RefSeq, a predicted model, not a curated record